This is a messenger RNA of Orbicella faveolata, 4013 nucleotides long. RefSeq lists its product as uncharacterized. Lineage: Eukaryota; Metazoa; Cnidaria; Anthozoa; Scleractinia; Merulinidae. Gene Ontology annotation, biological process: siRNA processing. Gene Ontology annotation, molecular function: RNA-directed RNA polymerase activity. The record is from RefSeq and is a predicted model, not a curated record. Gene Ontology annotation, cellular component: nuclear RNA-directed RNA polymerase complex.
GUUUUUCUUUUCAUUUUCAGUACCUCGCGUGAUCAAUUAUUGUGAUGAAUAGUUUAUUUUGAAUGCAAUUUUGUGCAUCAUAGAAAACGACUUGAUGUAUUGAGCUAACUCUAUAACCAUCCAGUUGUAUGUUUUCAACCAUCUCGCUUUAACGACCAUCACAAAUGACCGCGUACCGGAAGAGCCUUGGGACCAAACUGGAGUUCUCAGAAAAUGACCGGAAGUCACGAAAAACUUCUGAGAAGGUGACGUGAAACACGAGUCUUUUGUUUUGACAAUUAUUUCAUAGGGAAUUUGCCUGAAAGCUAAUUCAAAGAAGAACUAUUCAUCGAAGAUUUAAGAAAAUGAACAUGACGAAUCCUUACGAAAUACCAGACGAGUUCAUAAGACCUCCUCCAGCUGGUCACCUGGAACGAGCCCUGUACGUGAAGCAUGUGGACAUUCACGGAAGGCUGGUGCGACCGCCAAUGAAAUAUAACAAAGUGGAGGGUGGAAACCUGUUCCUGGAAUACCUCAUGUCUGCGCAUGGUCAACAGCAGAUCGACAGGAUCAUGACAGUGGCCUUUCGCCCUGAAAGAGGCGCUGACACCGACUGUUCGCAAGAGAUCUUGAAGCGUGGAAUCGCUUUCAGUGGCGCGAUAUACCGCUUCCUGGGCCAUUCCAACUCGCAGCUUAAAGAAAGAACUUGCACUCUAAUGAAUGCCUCGGACGAAGAAAUCUACGAGCUGCUGGCAAUGUUUGGAAAGUUUUCGCAAAUCAAGACAGCUGCUAAGCGCGCUAAGAGGAUCGGACUGCUGUUCUCGUCGUUCAGCCAGAGCAUUUCCCUGACCGAGGACGACUACACAGUUAUCGACGACGUGGAGCGCGGCAAUUACAUCUUUACAGACGGAUGCGGUUUCAUGUCAGAUUCUUUUGCGCAGGAGAUACAGGAUGCGGUAGGCAAGCUCGAUGGCAAACCUUGUGUGGCGCAAGUCCGGUAUCAGGGCUUCAAAGGCGUGCUCAUCCUUAAUCGACAGUUGGGGGACCGGGUCAAGGUACAAUUCCGGAAGUCCAUGAAAAAGUUUACCAUCCCUGAUGAACGAAUGCGCCAUACGUGUACCACCUUUGGCGUUGUGAAGUGUUCUCGACCGUACACCAUGGGCUACCUUAACAAGCAGAUCACCAUGCUGCUAGCUGACAGUGGAGUCCAACACAGCUAUCUCACAGGUCUACAGAAUGAUUUUCACUCUACGUUAAGAGAGCUCCGUGGCACUGUACAAUCCGCCGAGCACUAUCUGCGCAUUAAGGGCGAGAGAAAGCUGGUCAAUUGGUUGCAUGACUAUGGCCUGGAAAGCCAUCGCCUACAAAAAGAACUCAAAGCUCUUCAAGCCAAGGAGGUUAAAAAGAUGCAGAAAGACAACAACACUGUAGAUGCAGGCGAUGAAGCCAGUCUAACGCAGAACUCAAAAUGUAAGCUUCGGGUCCUCGUCCCCAAAUCAAGGGUAGUGUUUGGCGCGUGUGAUCCAUUCAAUGAGCUGGAAUACGGCCAGUGCGUUUUUCAACCCACUCUUUUUGACGAGGUGCAGUUCGCAGAGUUUCAGGCAGCUCAUGAGGUGAUGGUCGUUCGCAAUCCAUGCUACCAUCCAGGUGACAUCCGUGUGCUGAAACUCGUCAAGAACAAGCCAGAAUACGCGUAUCUCAGCGACUGCAUCGUGUUCCCGACCAGAGGGAGCCGACCGCACGCUGACGAAUCCUCGGGCGGCGAUCUUGAUGGCGACGAGUUCUUCGUCAGUUGGGAUCAGGAUCUGAUACCAUCAUGGCGAAGCAGCCCUUUUGACUACUCUUCUAAUAGUCCGCUUGUUGCGAUCCCGAACGCGAUAAAAAGCUUUUUGGGAAAGGUAACCAGUUCCCUACAUCAUAGCGUCACUGGCUGGUGUCACAGGCAGAUGCCAUCCUUGUUUGGGACGGCGGAGCAAGCCGAGAAGGCCAAGAAGUUACAGGAGCGGAGGCAUAUGCUCGAGUACUUCACCGCCUUUAAUAACGAUCUGGUGGCACGGGUGGACGGCAUAUUCAUGAAGUACGCUGCACUGUAUGGACCGUCUUGUCGCGAGUGCGUUUAUUUGAACAGAUUUUUUUCCGACGCCGUUGACAUGGUGGCAGAGAAGGAGGAUGUACUCGCCAAGCUUCGCGCUUUAGAACGUGAUUACAAUUACCGAUUACAGCAUAAUCCAUCGGCGCCACGUGUAGAUCACCGGCAUUUGGGUUGGCUCCAGGACUGGAUGCAGCAGAAGCCGCCCUUCCAUCCAGGAGACGAUGUGUGGACGCGGAUGGAGGAGAGAACGCGAUCAUUUGUGGAGGAAAUGUCGGGAAGACACUAGUAUGCAGUCGCAAGUGUUAAGCUGUAAUCAUUGAGAAUGUUCGAGAAUUCUUAGGGACGGACCAUUAUUUUUGGGGGGGCGGGGUUGGGGGUGGGGGUUGGGCAAUUUUCCCCAGAAAUUUGAUUCGCGCACAGCAAAAACUGCCGAAACAAUUCGUACAAGGGGAGCCAUAUGGAAAAUACAAAUUGAGCUAGUGCUUUCUAUUAUUAAUCUUGCACAAGCUGUUGCCCACCAAAAAAAUCAUGCACAACUUAAAGGUGCGAAAAAAAAAAUCAUGCCCAAACUACCCUCUGCCCCUCAAAAAAAUAUGAUCUGUCCCUUAGUGCCUACUUCAAGUCUUCCAACCAUGACCCACGUAUGUGACGAAUUCACUACAUAAGAAUACACAUCUUGUUACCCUGGCGUAUCUAAUCGAACAAAAUCGAACCCAAUCGAACACCAAUCGUUCGAUUGAAUUCGGCAAUCGAACAUCUACUUUCCUUUGAGUUCGAUUAUCGAACCAAUCAAACAAAAUCGAACGCAAUCGAACUCAAUCCGAUUCGAUUUUGUUCGGAAUCCAUUUCUAAUGAUAAGUAAAUCACGCAGGAGUAAUCAUAAUCAACCUUAAUUGAAUGGGAUUAAUAGAAAAACGUCCAAGUAUCAAACUGAAUGUCAGUGUUCGGUUAUGCAUUGUACUUUUUUAUCAGUGUUUAUAUUUAAACAUAAAAAUCAAACAAACAGGAGUUCGGUAAUCCCGCGUUUGACUGAGUACGACUGUCGACCGUUCGGUAAUCGAACCUUCGAUUUUGUUCGAUUGUCGACGUUCGACAAUCGAACGUUCGAUUUUGUUCGAUUGACCAAAUUUUAGUGUGAGUUCGAUUAUGUUCGAUUAUCGAACGUUCGAUUAGAUACGCCGGGUGUUACGUACGCGUGGUGUGAGCUCCAAAAGCGAGCCUGGAAGAAGUGUAAGAAAGUGGGAUGAGACCGCGAACCGUGUUAGUAUCACGCACGAAAAUUGGCACUUCUCACCAUCCGCUUAGUAUCCACUUCCGGCAAAAAUUUUCGCGCCACCCGCUUAGCACUCACUUCCCGCCAAACUUUUCGUGCCACCCGCUGAGCACUCCCUCCCGCCAAAAUGUUCGCACCAUCAGCUUAGCACUCACUUCCUGCCAAACUUUUCGCGCCUUCCGCUCACUUAUCCUAUUGGCCAGUUCCAGAGAAAAGUGAGGUCGUUUUGCAGUCUAAGUAUAGUAACGCACUGAAUGCAAUUUAAUUCAAUUUAUUCAUAAAAUCAAAUUUUAAAUACACAAUUAAUAUAAAUCAUUUAACUGAUGAAAGAGAAAACUGCUUCUCUAUGUUUGUUAAAGUAAAAUCUUUGUAGCAGUUAAAAGUAGGUGUCUUCACUGGGCAAUUCUUAUACCGUCAUGGCAGCGGUUGAUUGCCAACAUUCCAAAGGUCGUUGAAGUUAUUCUGAUAAAACUACUCAAAGUCAUAUUAUAAUUUUAAAAUAUUUGCAUAUUUUGCAAUCUUGAUCUAUGACUUAUGCUCCUGGACUUACGUUGUAAUUUCCACUUUUUACCAUUCAUUAUCGUUUCCGCUUAUACGCUAAUUGUCAAUUAUUUGUCAAUUGCUUUUGUCUCAGCUAAUGCAAAAUAAAAUGAAAUAAGAUUAAUGAAA